AUGAACGACAAAGACGCCAAACAAGAACCUCCAGCAUGGCUCAGCUAUAUCGAAAACUGUAUUGAAGAAGAAGCCGAUGUAUAUGAGUCAAAUGCGCCUUACUAUGAAGUCAUCCGUGAUUUACUGCUGGACUCCAGUGAACAGGACGAGGCAAUUGAACAAGCCGUCAAGAGAUGCUGCGACCAAUACACUGGUGAGGUCGAUGAACGCAACGCGCGCAUUGAUGAAGACGACCCCGAACCACCCCAACGUGAGGAUUACAACUUCAACCUUCUCCUCGGCACAAUGACGGCCCUUGUAUUUGAGAUGAUGGGCGAGUUGCCUUAUUUAGAUCCCAAGACCGAUACGCUUUCCAAGUUCUUGGUAGGGCUGGCGAAUUACGCAGAGGAUAAGCCUCGGAAAGGAAAAUCGGGCGACUUGAUAUCUGCUGUUCGCGAAACCUGGCAUGCAAGUCACGCGGACAAUCUGCCGGUCGACGCUGAUGGCUCAAGCGCUGAAGAGGUGAUACAUCGCUGGCUCAACGUUGCGAGUCUAAUCGCCCAGCUUUUCAAGGCAGAUUUGCUUGAGGAGUUCGGCCCGCGCUGGAUAGCAAAUGACUUUGGGUCCGCAUUGCAAGAGAGGAGAGACGGCGAUAUCACAAAGCAUCCUGUUAAACAGGCGGAGGCUCUUGCCAUUGUGAAUUACAUAUUAAUUUCGGGAGAACGUUUUGCUGAGGCCGCCAAGGCGGGCAAGGUUGAAAUGACUGCCGAGAAGUGGAGGCUUUGGGCUGAGGAGAUGAAGAAGGUUGCUGAUCUUGUUGAUGAGAGCGUGAGAUGGGAUUUCCAGGAAAGGGCAAGGAAGGCGAGCGACAUGAUGGUGGAGCUGUACCCGGAGGCAUUUGAGCAAAAGGAUUGA
Molecule: messenger RNA, 894 nt
Organism: Fusarium coffeatum
Lineage: Eukaryota; Fungi; Ascomycota; Sordariomycetes; Hypocreales; Nectriaceae
Exons: 3
Coding region: 1-894 (297 amino acids)
Source: RefSeq, a predicted model, not a curated record